Molecule: messenger RNA, 1421 nt
Organism: Heterocephalus glaber (naked mole-rat)
Lineage: Eukaryota; Metazoa; Chordata; Mammalia; Rodentia; Bathyergidae
Gene: Lrtm1
Product: leucine rich repeat transmembrane protein 1
Biological process (GO): axonogenesis; positive regulation of synapse assembly
Molecular function (GO): protein binding
Source: RefSeq, a predicted model, not a curated record
AUGGAGGCAAGGGGACAGGCUGCUUAAAUAAGUGAAUGAAAAGCGGGGAUCCUAGCUCCCCAUGCUCUUGGUUUGCUGAUCUGCUGAUCUGUGAAUUAAUAAGGGUGGGAUCCGUGUGCAGCCCAGGGAGACUCUGCCAUGGAAGGUGAGCUGCUGCUGCUUUUAAGCGUGAUCUUCCUGCUCCAGGGGACAUGUGGGUGCCCAGAGAAGUGCUUCUGUCACUCAUCUUCAAAUUCUGUAGACUGCAGCCACCAAGGUCUGGCUGAAAUCCCUCCUGAUCUGCCUCCUGAGACGCUAACACUGCUCUUGCAAGAUAACCAGAUACGCCAGCUUCCUGCUCUUGCAUUUAGGACAGUACCACGGCUCAAGACCUUAAAUCUGUCCAACAAUUCCCUUUCAGAACUGGCCCCUGAAGCCUUCCAUGGACUUCAGCACUUGCAGGUUUUAAAUCUAACCCACAAUUCCCUGCUUUCCCUAGAAAGCAGACUUUUCCAUUCUCUCCCACAGUUGCGGGAGCUUGAUUUGUCGUCCAACAACAUAAGCCACCUUCCCAAGUCCCUGGGUGAACCUUGGGAGAAUCUAACUGUAUUUGCAGUGCAACAAAACCAGCUUCAGCACCUCAGUCGUGAGCUCCUAGAAUCCAUGCCCAGGGUGAGGCUGUUACUGCUCCAGAACAACCUCUGGAAAUGCAAUCGCCACCUGCUUGGCCUUAAACUCUGGCUAGAGACAUUUAUCUAUGAAGGGGGAAGAACAGACGGCGUCAUCUGUGAGUCACCUGACACGUGGAAGGGAAAGGAUCUCCUUAAAAUCCCCCAUGAGCUGUACCAGCCCUGCCCUCCUCCUCCUCCUCCAGAGUUGGUGUCUUCCCAGGCUGGGCAGCACGAAUCUGAACAUGGGAAGGUCCCCAAGCUUCCUGAGGAUCACAGCUUGGGCCAGCAGCAAGUCUCCGGGUGUGAGGUCAAACCCAAACCAAGGCCUGCCAACCUGCGCCACGCCAUGGCCACUGUGGUCAUCACCGGGGUGGUGUGUGGGAUUGUGUGUCUCAUGAUGCUGGUGGCUGCCAUCUACGGCUGCACCUAUGCAGCCAUCACAGCACAGGGCCAUGGACGACCCUCAGCUCAAACCAGUGAGUCUGGGAAGGCAGAAGGAAAAGAGCCGUUUGACAGCUUGCCAGCCUGAGAGCGUUCAUCUCAGAGAGGACUGAGCAUCACAGGUUGAGAGAGAGGUCUGAGUAUUACUUGUUAUUGUCUCCUUUUGCUUUUUUCAAAAGGUUAAAAAAAAAGUGUCUUUAAAAAGAUGUUCCUGGGAAGAGACAUAUGUAGAAAUUUUUUAAAUACCACAGAUUAAAUAGAGAUGAUACUUGUACCCUGGCCCAAGAAGUUAUGACUAUGAUUCCAUGUGGGAGAUGCCGUACACAGAGA